Messenger RNA from Trichogramma pretiosum, 978 nucleotides. Its product is annotated as histidine-rich glycoprotein-like. NCBI's taxonomy places the organism in Eukaryota, Metazoa, Arthropoda, Insecta, Hymenoptera, Trichogrammatidae. Bases 125 to 940 code for a protein of 271 amino acids. The record is from RefSeq and is a predicted model, not a curated record. The transcript has 5 exons.
UAUCGUUUCAAUUAACGACAGUCCGUCCAGGCGCGAUUGUGUUACUACGCGUGAAAAGUGCAUUGAAAAUUUUUGUAGCAUCCGCGACAGUCGGCAGUCGAUAAAGCAGCGAAGUAAACGAAACAUGCGAUUGCUCGUGUCUACGCGCGAUCGUCCCGGAGGUGUGCUCUUCGUCGUUCUUGGUCUCUUGAUCGGCCACUUGAUCGUCGUCGAGUGCAAAGGCGUUGGAAAAUUUUACAGCAGGCCGAUGAGAUUCAGAUUGCAGUGGGAGGACCAGGAGACUUCAGCGACUAAUUCAGAGAAAGAGGAAAAACAUCCCGAGGAAGAUUCCGAGCAAGGCGAUGGACACGAGCACAAGGAAAAACAUUAUCACGACGAUUCCGAGGAAGAUCACGAGAGCUACGACAGUCAUCAUAGCCACAGCAAAGGCCACAAAGGACACCACGACAAGAGCGAUCACGGCCACCAUUACCAGAAGGAGGACACCGACGGCAAAGGCGAGCACGAGGCGCACGGCUACGAGCUCAAGUAUCACCAGGGCGAGAAGGGAGCGAAAUCCGAGGAUUUCGAGGAGGAGGGACACCAUCAGAAGGGCCACAACACCAAGGGUGAACAUAAUAUCCAUAAAAAGGAUGAAUACGACAAGAAGCACGAUUUUUACGACGAGUUCUUCGACGACGGAGACGAGGAGCAUCACCACAGCCACCAUCACGAUCACAAGGAUCACGCCGGAGCUCAUCACGAAAACGGCCACGACAAAGAUGCCAAAUCUGAGGCGGAGAAAACCGAUGAAAAUUCGUUUCAUCAUAAGCAGCAUCUCCACAAGCUCGAUCAUAAUCACGUUCAGCACAAAAAUUUACAUUAUCACAACGACAACGCUAGACACGCCAAAAAGGGCGAACACGAUGGGCAUAGAAAAUUUACUCUUGGCCACGGAUAAUUUUAGUUCAUACAAAUUCUAUUCCUUACAAUUAUUGA